This is a messenger RNA of Orcinus orca (killer whale), 5942 nucleotides long. RefSeq names its product potassium calcium-activated channel subfamily U member 1 (gene KCNU1). The transcript has 29 exons. Gene Ontology annotation, cellular component: membrane. NCBI's taxonomy places the organism in Eukaryota, Metazoa, Chordata, Mammalia, Artiodactyla, Delphinidae. Gene Ontology annotation, biological process: potassium ion transport; reproductive process; transmembrane transport. The coding region runs from base 644 to 3553 and encodes 969 amino acids. Gene Ontology annotation, molecular function: monoatomic ion channel activity. The record is from RefSeq and is a predicted model, not a curated record.
ACCAGUGGCUUAAAUAAGAGAGAAAUUUCUUUCUUGCAUAGAGAAAGUCCUGAGUCAGCAGCUCUGGGCUGGGAGAGAGUUCCACGGCACUAUCAGGACUUUGGUCUCCUGACUUUUCAUCUCACCAUUUUCAGCCUAUGUUUUUUUUUUCUUGGUUUUUUUUUUUUUUUCAAGGUCACCUUGUGAUGUGCAUGACUGUAUUGAGUAAGAAGAAGGAGAAAUGACAGAAGAGCGCAGAGGGGUCCUCUCUCAUCUGAGACAGCACUUUUCAAGUAGCCUUUCCACAAUUCCACACAUUUCCACACAUUUCCACAUACAUCUUCUUGGUCUUAUCGUCUUUUAAAAAAUGCACCGGGAAAAAAAUGGUCUCUUCUCUUCACAUGCUUUGAAUGGAUUUAAUCCUCCUCAUUUGUCUCCUGACUUUGAACUGCAAAACAAAGGACAUGGAAGACCAAGUACCUGGGCUAAGAAGCAGCCAACCCUCAGAAGCAGAGCCUGCUCACUGGCCAGAAGCUGACCACAGGUGCAUUCAGGAACCGAACUGAGUACAGAAGUGCUGAUGCGCAGAACUGGACAGAGUCACAGAGGAUACAUAGAGAAAGCCUGAACAGAAAAUGGAUUUUCGGAAGAAACAUCACGUAGCAUGGACCGUAAACAUUCAAGAAGUCUCACUUUCCAGGGAGUCUUUCGUGUUCAUGUAGAAAUGUUGCUCUCGGCACAGACCUUUGUGGGACAGGUGUUGGUGAUCCUUGUCUUUGUCCUAAGCAUUGGGUCUCUUAUAAUCUAUUUCAUCAACUCCACUGACCCUUUUGGAAGCUGUUCUUCAUACCAAGACAAAACCAUCCCGAUUGAUUUGACUUUCAAUGCUUUCUUUAGUUUCUAUUUUGGAUUGAGAUUUUUGGCAGCUGACGACAAGGUCAAGUUCUGGUUGGAGAUGAAUUCGAUUGUAGACAUCUUUACCAUUCCACCAACCUUUAUUUCUUAUUAUUUGAAGAGUAACUGGCUAGGUUUAAGGUUCUUAAGAGCAUUGCGGCUGCUGGAACUCCCUCAAAUCUUGCAAAUUCUGAGAGCCAUCAGGACCAGCAAUUCAGUGAAGUUUUCCAAGCUGUUGUCCAUCGUUCUGAGUACCCUGUUCACUGCUGCAGGAUUCAUCCACCUGGUGGAAAAUUCUGGUGAUCCCUGGCUCAAAGGUAGAAAUUCACAGAAUAUUUCAUAUUUUGAGUCCAUUUACCUGGUCAUGGCAACAACGUCGACUGUCGGCUUUGGAGAUGUGGUAGCCAAGACAUCCCUAGGACGGACCUUCAUCAUGUUCUUCACCCUGGGGAGUUUGGUUCUGUUUGCGAACUGCAUCCCUGAAAUGGUGGAACUUUUUGGUAACAAGAGGAAAUACACCAGUUCCUAUGAAGUGGUCAAAGGAAAGAAGUUCAUUGUGGUCUGUGGAAACAUCACUGUGGACAGUGUGACGGCUUUCCUGAGGAAUUUCCUCCGCCAUAAGGCAGGGGAGAUCAAUACUGAGAUUGUUUUCCUGGGAGAGGUUCCUCCUUCUUUGGAAUUGGAAACCAUAUUUAAGUGCUACAUGGCCUAUACAACUUUCGUUUCUGGAUCUGCACUGAAGUGGGAGGAUCUGAGGCGAGUUGCGGUGGACUCUGCAGAAGCAUGCCUGAUUAUAGCCAACCCUCUGUGCAGUGAUUCACAUGCUGAAGACACUUCAAACAUUAUGAGGGUCCUCUCUAUCAAGAACUAUUACCCUAAUACCAGAGUCAUCAUACAGAUACUUCAGUCCCAUAACAAGGUUUUUCUGCCAAAGAUCCCCAGCUGGAACUGGAAUACUGGAGACAACAUCAUCUGCUUUGCUGAAUUAAAGCUCGGAUUUAUCGCCCAAGGCUGUUUGGUGCCAGGCUUGUGUACCUUUCUAACAUCUCUAUUUAUUGAGCAAAACAAGAAGAUCUGCCCUAAAGAGCCCUGGCAGAAACAUUUCUUCAGCGGCCUGAAGAACAAAAUCCUGACUCAACGCCUCUCUGAUGACUUUGCUGGAAUGAGCUUUCCUGAUGUUUGCCGGCUCUGCUUCGUGAAGAUGCACCUCAUGCUGAUAGCCAUCGAACACAAGUCCGUGUGUCACGGUUACUGUGGGCUGAUACUAAAUCCACCUGCUCAAGUUAAGCUCCGUAAGAACACACUAGGGUUCUUUAUUGCUGAAUCUGCAAAGGAUGUCAAAAGAGCCUUCUUUUACUGUGCCGUCUGUCACAGUGAUGUGUAUAUGCCCGAGCUAAUUGGAAAAUGUAGCUGCAAAAGCAAGAAUCCUCGACACAAGACAGGGACAACAGUCACGGUGAUGAGAAACAGCGGAAGGGAACGCUCUGGUCCAAAAACACAGGACUCCAGCCCAGCGACACCUAUGAGCAUGGCUAGCAACUUGAGCUUGACCACCAGGGCUUUUCUAUACGAAAUGGAGCGAGAGUCUGACCACCUCGAUAGCAGUGGCAUGUUUCACUGGUGCAAAGCCACCCCUUUGGACAAAAUGAUUCUGAAUCGAACUGAGAAGUCAAAACAUGAGUUUCGGAACCACAUUGUAGCGUGUGUCUUUGGAGAUGCCCACUCAACACUGAUGGGGCUUCGGAAUUUUGUAAUGCCAUUGAGAGCUAGCAGCUACACCCGUCAGGAGCUGAAGGACAUUGUGUUCGUUGGGUCUCUGGAUUACCUGCAGAGAGAAUGGCGAUUUCUCCGGAAUUUUCCCCAGAUAUACAUUCUGCCUGGAUCUGCGCUCUAUCCUGGAGACCUCCAUGCAGUCAACAUAGAGGAGUGUUCCAUGUGUGCUGUCUUAUCCUCCCCAUCUAAGUCAUGCAGCAGCCCGACCUUGGUGGACACGGAGCCUAUCAUGGCCACACUCAACAUCAGAUCACUUCGGAUUAGCUGCUCAGCCCAGACACCCUCAGAGCCACGGUGUACUCGGUGCUUCAGUGACAACCCCGGGAAGUCAAAGUACCGAAGGAUCCCCAUCCUCACUGAACUGAAAAAUCCUUCCAACAUGCACUUUAUUGAACAACUCGGCGGGAUGGAAGGAGACCUCUCGGGAAUGAGCCUGCACCUCAGCACGUCCUUUGCCACCGGCACCGUCUUUUCCGGCAGCUUCUUGGAUUCCCUCCUGGCCACGGCGUUCUACAAUUACCAUGUUCUGGAAUUACUUCAGAUGCUGGUGACAGGAGGGAUAAGUUCUCAGCUGGAACAACAUUUGGAUAAGGAAAAGUUCUGUGGGCUGAAUGACAGUUACUCUACCGUUUCACCUGGAAGAAUGCGGUGUAAGCUGGGGCUUCUGUCCUUAAACCAAACCAUUUUGUCAGACAUUCAACCAAGAAGGACCUUUGGGCAGAUAUUCUGCGGCUCGUUAGAUAACCUUGGAGUCCUGUGCCUCGGCUUGUACCGCAUGAUAGAUGAGGAAGAGCGCAACCCAGAGCACAAAAGGGGAGUGUAUGCUGGUGCAGAAGGCGCCGGCCACCACCCAAGCACGAGGGCCAAAGCGACGUCAUUCUGUGUGAAAGAGACGGCCAGAGCUUAGGGCCCCCAGAUGCAACAGAGGGUGCUGGGGAAGUAGGUAACAGCGUAGGAUCAGUAUAAAUAAUAUGAAUGAACCCUGGUGACUGGGAUCCAGGUAGUACUGGCCAUGUAAGGAGAAGGGUUUCUCUGUCCCCAGUGAAAUCUGAUUUUCAGUCAGGGUUCUUUUGUAACUUACCCCUCAUCAACGCCUGUGCGACUUUUUAAAGCCGAAAAGCACUGUCCACACUGGAAAGAUUUACUUGUUCGCUGCCGGACUCGCUGAGUCAAUAUUUACUGAGUGCCUUUUCUCUAGCCACUGUGCCUUGUCCAUGUAAGAUACGGGAGUGAUGUGUAGAGAUUUCAGUUUAAAGAAGAUCGUUCUGACAGUAGUGGGGAAGAGAAAGAAAAUGUGUGUGGAGGGGAGAGGAGAAAAGAAGGGGUACUGGGUACCAGCUCCAGACAGCACAGUAAUGUAGGUCCAGACUAAGAGUCUCGUGGUGGGAACGGGCAGUACUCAGUAGAGAAGGAGAAAUUAAAAAUAAUAGAGUGGAAAUGGAUCGAUGAACCUGUUUCAGGAGGAAGGGGAAGGAAGUCAAAUCACUGAAAGCGGAGUAGUCAUGAACACGAAGAAAGACAGCUUCUCCGCUCGCAGGAGAAAGGGAGGAAAAGAAAGGAGGCCAAGGCAGAUCUGGCUGUGGAUGAGGGCUGUGCUUAGGGAAUGUUUACGUAACACUAGGAUUUCUCGGUGACAUGCAGGCAUAGCCCUGGCUGAGAGAAAAGAGGGGGAAAGUCUCUAGGGAGUUGAGAAAGACGUAAAAGUUACAUGAAUCACUGAGGGGACUGGAAAAAGGAGUUUACUGUGCAUCUGUAGAAGCAACAGUGCAAAGGGAAAGGACAGGGGAUGGAAAUAGCCUGAGGAGCGGAUGUACCCAAGAGUAAGGAAAUGAGAGAAAGAACGAGGGGAAGUUGUGGUCAGAGAGUGAUUUAUUGAAGGGUGAGAUUUUAGAGGCAGGAUGUGUCAGGAAGUUCCAACAGCAGUAUGCGGUCAGGAGAGUGGUUGGGAGAUAAAGAUCACUGGGUAGUGGAAAUCAAAGAAAUUGGUCUGCGUGUUGGAGUCAUAAAUCACGGAGACACUGCAGGCACGUAAGGUGACGGUGGCACUAGAGUUUGAAAGAAAAAGUGUCCCAUGUGCCAAAGGCCUAAAUAAACAUGGAGGUGUGUGGAUAACACUGAGGUGACUCAAGAGGAGGGUGGUAAGGCUGUAGAGCAUGGACCACACGAUGCAGGGAGCAGGGAUGCUCUGGAAACAGCACUCGGAAGCCUGAAUGAUGCUGACCCCCCAUCCCCAUCUCUGUCUGCCUGUGACUGACCCCCAACACCUCUGGAAAACCUGUGGACCGUGGUAAUUGGGAGAAGGUGUAGCCCAUACUUGGGCGGACCUCAGGGAAGGAAAUGAUAUUCCUGUUUGAAAGAGAGUAUGUGGUUACAGCAGAUCUUGUUUAAAAUAUCACAGAGGUUACAGGGGACUCAGUGGGCGAGAGGGAAGUGGGAAGAUGAUUCAGUGAAAGAUCAGUGGUGACUUGGGAUGGGUGCUUAGGGAAGAAGAGGUGAUUAUUCGGGGCGACACUGAAAGUCAUGCAGGGUUCUGCUGCCUCAGCGUUCUGACAGGAACACUGGCGUCUUCAUGAAUCUGACUCAUGUUCUCUGAGGAUUUGCCGUGUGCCUGAUUUCCUGCCAAGACAUCCUGCUUCUCUGCAGAGUCUGUCCACGCAGGUCCAGGCUCUGGGUGAUCUUUGAAACUCAUUGACUCACUAUUUGCUUACCCGUCAAGGUUUCAAAUAAACCUUUGGUUACUUUUCUUUUUCCUCCAUUGGGCAACCUACAUUCUGUGUGAAAGUUGGUGGCAGAAACAUGAAAAUAGGCCUAACCCAGGAUAGAAAUAUCUGGCAUGCACGUAAUCUUCCAGUUUUGAUAAAGCUUGGCUAAGUGCUCAGAAUUGUGCCAACCGAAUUCAUUAGGGUCGUGGAUAUUAAAAGCAGAGAAACAUAUAGUUAGAAAAGCCAUUAGAAAUCAAUUAGCCCAAACCAUAGUCCCAUCCGUCUCCCAUUAAAAUGAUGAGAAAAGCAAGGCCCAGAAGGGAGGUGGCAUGCCUAGGGUCAGAGGUGGUUGGUUUCAGAGGCAGGCGUGAGAACUAGUCUCCCAGCUACUAGCCUUGGACCUCUCCUUUUGCGCUGUGCCAGAGAGUUGUUUUUUGUUUGUUUGUUUAUUUUUUACUAUUAAUCAGAAACUAAAUCAAAGCAAAAAAAAAACGUUUCCUCUUUGGGCCCAGCAAAAUGACUUUCUUGUUUUGGCCACUGCCUGCAGCCACACCGUCCCAGCUGCAGGGGCUCAGAAUUCACCUUUGGCUCUUC